GCUGCUCCCGGGAGGAGGCGGCGGCGGGCCGGGGCCGGGGCCCGGCAUGGAUGGCCGCGACUUCGCACCGCCGCCUCAUCUGCUGUCGGAGCGCGGAAGCCUGGGCCACCGCAGCGCCGCCGCCGCCGCGCGCCUCGCCCCGCCCGGGCCCGCCGCGCAGCCCCCCGCUCACUUCCAGCCCGGAAAGUACUUCCCGUCGCCGCUGCCCAUGGCUUCGCACACAGCCAGCAGCCGCCUGAUGGGGAACUCUCCGGCCUCCUCUUUCAUGGGCAGUUUCCUCACCAGCAGCCUGGGCUCGGCGGCCUCUGCGCACCCCAGUGGCCCCACCCCAUCCCCCUCGGAGCAGGCCUACCGGGGCUCACACCCUGCCACCUCCCAGAUCUGGUUCUCCCACUCCCAUGAAGCUCCAGGGUACCCCAGAUUUUCGGGGAGUCUGGCAUCCACCUUCCUACCCAUGAGCCACUUGGAUCACCAUGGAAACAGCAAUGUUCUCUAUGGGCAACAUCGUUUCUAUGGAACCCAAAAAGAUAACUUCUACCUGCGCAACCUGCCCCCCCAGCCCACGCUCCUGCCCGCCAACCACAACUUCCCCAGUGUGGCCCGGGCUGCCCCCGGCCACCCCAUCGGCUCCUGCAGCCGCGACCGGGGCGAGGCCAGCCACCUGCAGAAGGGCACCAAGGAGUUUGACCGCUUCCUCAUGGGCAAAGAGAAAGCCGGCAAGGCGGUGGAGGGCAAGGAGCGGCCGGCAGCGGAGGAGGACGUCGCCCGGGGGCGGCACAAGCUGGUGCUGCCCGUGCCAGGGGACUCUCACUGCAAGGAGGGCAGCGUGGCCCGGGGAGCUUGUGAAGGCCGCCCCAAGCACCUGGCGUCCUGCCUUCUCAACACCAAGGUGCUUGACGGCGAGCUGGGCCGGUCUGCGCUGGCCAGCUGCGCGGGGGCCGUGCUGGGGCGGCCGGGUGUGGGCGUGCCAGCCUCUGGACGCUGCACCAAGGAGGCGGCGGGCCCCGCAGAGCCCGGGCCAGCCUUCAGCGAGUGCCUGGAGCGGAGGCAGAUGCUGCACCACGCCGUGUCGUACACAGUGCCGUCCGGCCUGCCCGCGGGGCCACCCCCUCCCCUCAGCACAGCCGCAGCCGGCCCCUUCCCCUGCCUGCAGCUGCAUGGGGGCCCGGAUGGGCUCUGCCCCUUGCAGGACAAAGUCCCCCGGGACCUGAAGGCCAGCGGGCCCACCUUCGUGCCUUCCGUGGGACACCUGGCCGACAAGAGCCGCCCCUUCCAGGCGGCCGAGGCCUGUGCCGUGGUGGGUGAGAGCAAGGACCGGCACCUGGAGGCGGCUGCCGCGCCUGACCAUGCUGCACCUUACGGGGUCUCCUAUGCCCACCUGAAGGCCGAGGGCAAGGGUGAGCGGCGGUCCGGGAGCUUCGAGGCGGCCCUCAACCCCCGACUGAAGGGCCUGGAGUACCUGGACAGUGCCGGCCCCGAGGCCCCCUUCCCCGGGGUCCCCAAAGCGGGUCUGGACAAAAGCGGCUACUUUGAGUUGCCCGCCCCCUCGCAAGACUGCGCCCGGCCUAAUCACCAGGACCCACUGGGCGGGAAGGUCACCCAGGCCUGCUGCACUUUAGACAAGGCUGCCAGCAAGGAGACUCCUGUGGGUGCCCCCGGGGCCCAGAAGGUGGCUCGCAUCCGGCAUCAGCAGCACUUGGUGGCCCCUGAGGUAGAACCGGGGGGCAGCGGGGCCGAGGCCAAGCGCAAGUCUCUGGAGCUGGCGUCUCUGGGCUAUGGCGGGCCGCCCCCACCCCCGUGGAAUGUCCAGUCAGGCCAGGGGGCCACCAUGGCCAUUGGUGAGGAGCGCAAGGCAGGCACCUAUCUGGACCCCUUUGGUGGCACCCUGCAGCAGGCUGCCCUCCUGCCACAGGACCUGCCCACCCCGCCCGACGAGGUCUCGGCCAUGAAGAACCUGCUCAAGUACAGCAACCAAGCUCUGGUCGUUGGCCAGAAGGCGCCCUUCGUGGGCCUCGGGGGCCUGAAGGCCAGCUGUGCCCAGCAGGACGGGAAGUUCCCAGCGUCCAAGGGUGCAGGCCAGGCCCCGGGCGAGGUGGAAAGGCCCGACUGUGCCCGAAGCCGGGAGCAUGAUGCCACCCACAGUGAUGGGGAGGUGCGGCAGCCGCCCGUGGGCAUUGCAGUAGCCUUGGCCAGGCAGAAGGACACAGUGAGCCGGUCGGAGUCGGCCUACAGUGCCAACACAGGGCGGCAGGGCCGGGCAGCCCCCACCUUCAAAGCUGGCGGUGGGCCCCGUUCCGCCCACCCGCUGGACCUGGAGGCCGAGGAGGAGAGGGCCCGCCUGUGUGAGGACCGCCUGGGGCUCGCCGGCCGUGAACUGCUGCUGCAGGACAACAAGGACCUCGUGGAAUUCGCCCGGAUCCACCCAUCAGGCGGCUGUCCCGGGGACCUGGCCCCCCAUCUCAUGAUCACCGGGGGAUCCUCCCUGCAGAGCAGCCAGCUGGCCGGGGACCCGGCCCCCCAUCCCCACCCUGCCCACCCUCCCUGGCUGCCCCGCACCCGCAGCCCCUCCUUGUGGAUGGGAGGACAUUCCUACGGUCAGUGUCUGAGGGCAGGCCUUGGGCACCCUGCCCUGCACCAGAAUCUGCCCCCCGGCUUCCCUGCAUCCGUGCCCGGCUCCAUGCCCCCCGUCUUCCCCCUCUCCCAGGAAACCCCCACACAACUAGUCAUCCUGCCCUCUGAGCCCACACCCCACACGGCCCCCCAUGCGCUUGCUGAUGUCAUGGACCAGGCUUCGCUGUGGCCCCCCAUGUACGGGGGUCGGGGCCCCGCCUCCCACAUGCAGCACCCGGGCCAGCUCCCCGUCUACUCGCGGUCCCAGUUCCUGCGGCAACAGGAGCUGUAUGCCCUGCAGCAGCAGCAACAGCAGCAGCAGCAGCAGCAGCGGGCCACUCAGGCCCUGGAGCUGCAGCGGGCCAGCCAAUUCCAGCAGAAGCCUGAGGACCACCACCUGGAGCUGGAGGAGCCCGCCCAGGAGAAGGCCUUGAAGUCCACCCACAAGCCAGUUGCCUUAACCCCCACGGCCAAGGGCACCCCCUCACCCGCCACCGCAGGCCCUGCCAAGCUGUCACCCUGCUGCCACUCUCCCGCCCCAAAGCCCCCCACUGCCAGCUGCCCCACACCAUCACCACAUCCUGGCGCCCCGUGCACUUUAUCCGUCUGCCCCACCGGCAGCCCUGGGCUAGGCUCCAAGCUGCCCGGCACCGAAGACAAGAGUGGGGAGGGCCAGCGCCCCAGAGCCGACCUCAACAAGUUGGAACCAGACCUGCCUCCCGGAUACACGUGCCCCGCGGUGGCCAGCUCGGGCUUCUCCCUGCCCCGCAGCGUGCACUCAUCUGACCUCUCGGACCCCGAAACUAUGCAAACCGCCCCCCUGGGGCCCCAGCCUGAGCUGGCCAGGACGUUCCCGCCUGGGGAGCUCUGCCUCCGCAGCCCCCAGAAACUGGAGGAGCCUGGGCUGCCCUCAGGGACCAGGGAGGCCACCCAGGACCUUGCCACCACGCCCCACCCUGCCGAGCGGGGACCCCCGGGGAAGGCAGCAGACCCCAGUCCGCUGGAGGGGCUGCGAGAACUGCGGUGCGGGGCUCUCCUCGAGGGAGGGGGCCCUGAGGCCUCUGGCCAGGCUGAUUCUACUCAGGGAGGAGGGGCCCAAGAGGCAAGGACCACGGAGGAGGGGCGGGAGGAGGGAGAGCUGGGGCCCUCGUUGGGGGCCAGUCCCCAGGCCGUGGAGCAGCCGGCGAGGAGCCUGGGCUCCCUGGAUCAGGCCGAGCCGGGCAAACAGCAAGCCCCUACAGAAGCAGAGGCGGAGGAGGUGGCCGAGUUCGAGGAGGCCGAGCUAGAUGAGGAGGAAGAGAAGCAGGACUGGGGUUCAACUCCUGACAACAGCCAGCUGCCCAGGGAGCUGCCCGGGCUGGAUGCUCUGGUGGCAGCCACCAUCAGCCUGGGGGACCUGCCUGGCAUCGGCCCACUGGACCCUCCGCCCCUCGCUGUCCCUGGGCCACCCAGCACAGCUCCCCUGCCCCGUAGCUCAGGGAUUCAUGGAAUUGCCCUGCUCAGCGAGCUGGCCGACCUGGAGAUCCAGCAGCAGAGGACUGAGCCAACCCUGCAAGAGGAGGAGGAGGUGCUGGCCUUCAACCUGCAGCGCCUGGCCACUCUGGCCUCAGCCUGGUCCCUGGUCGAAGCCGCUAACCUGGACAGCCCCGCCUCCUCGGCCCAGCCCCCCACUGCUGACCCCUGCAGGGCUCCCACUCUCACCCCCCGCAUGCAGAUCCUGCGGCGCAAGGACACCUGGACCCCCAAGACCAAGCCUGUGUGCCCACUGAAGGCUGCCAUCGAUCGGCUGGACACGCAGGAGGUGGAGAUGCGCGUGCAGCUGGCGGAGCUGCAAAGGCGCUACAAGGAGAAGCAGCGGGAGCUGGCCCGGCUGCAGCGCAGGCACGACCAUGAGAGAGACGAGAGCUCGAGGAGCCCUGCCAGGCGAGGGCCCGGCCGGCCACGGAAGCGCAAAUACUCCAGUUUGAUGCCUGCCCUGCGCCCCAGUGACAGCAAGAAAGUCAAGGCAGUGCGGUCUAGCCUGAGCCUGCUGUGUGCUGAGCUGCGGGGUGGCGAUGAUGAGCCUUCGAAGAAGCGAGGCCGGCUAGAGAAGGGCACCUACGUGGGCCUGCAGCCCACGUCUGUGGAGAAGGUUCGGUGCAAGAAGAGCAGCAGUCAGGGCGACCUGGCAUCUGCUGUGGCCCACAAGGUGGCCCAGCUGAAGCCGAAGGUCAAGAGCAAGGGGCUGCCCACUGGCCUCAGCCCCUUCCGGCGGAAGGAGGCCACCCCAGGGGGUCGCAUCCGGAAGAAGCUGUCACGAGCCAAGAAUGCCAAGGCGUCUGGGGCGGCCCGGCACCCACAGCCAGAUGGCGGCAUUGGCGGCAGGGAGGCACCUAAGUUCCCAGCCCAGCCGGCGGCGGCCGCAGCACGUGAGGCAGACAGCGGCUCGGACAGUGAAAACUGUGAUGGUCUGCUGGAGACAGAAGAGCCCCCCAAGGAGCCCGGGUUGGUGCUACAUGCUGGGGCCCGCAUGGCCGUGCUGGGGCCCUCGCCCUCCUCCGUGGUCAAGAUGGAGGCCAACCAGAAGGCCAAGAAGAAGAAGGAGAGGCAGAGCUUGCUAGGGGCCUGCCGCCUGUCCAGCCCCGAGAGUGAGGUCAAGGUCAAGCGGAGGACAGUGAAGACCAAGGUGGGCAGCAAGCUGGAGCGGGCCCCGGGGCGCAGGCCCCCAGGUGGGCCCGGCAAGAAGAAGGCCAAGGCCAAGGGUGGCCUGCGGGCAGAGCCGGGGACUGCGCCCGGCAGGGAAGCCCUCUGCAGCCCCGCCCAGGCCUUCACCUGCCACGAGGAGGGCAGCAGGCUGGCCAGCGAGCGCCUCAAGAGAGCCACGCGCAAGAGCACGGUGCUCCAGCCGGGGCUGCGGCGGAAGAACGGGGCCCUGUCCAUUGCCCUGUCACCCCGCAACGCCAAGGCCAUCCUGGGGAGGGGCCGGAAGGCGGGCAAGGUGAAAACCAAGGCCGUUGGCAAACAGGGCAAGGGCCGGGCGGUAAGUCGGCUGCUGGAGAGCUUUGCUGUGGAGGACGACUUUGAGUUUGAGGACAGCAGCUGCCUCUCGGAGGACGAGGAAGAGGAGGAGACCGGUGGCCCCCUGAGCGCCGAGCAGAGCGCCGCCCUCGCACGCUCGUGCACCAUUCAUAAGGAGGACCUGCAGGAUGGGCUGCCUGUGCUCAUCCCCAAGGAGGACAGUCUGCUGUACGCAGGCAGCGUCAGGACCCUGCAGCCCCCUGACAUCUACAGCAUCGUCAUCGAGGGCGAGAGAGGCAACCGGCAAAGGAUCUACUCUCUGGAGCAGCUGCUGCAGGAGGCGGUUCUGGAUGUCCGACCGCAGUCCAGCCGGUACCUCCCGCCUGGCACGAGGGUCUGUGCCUACUGGAGCCAGAAGUCCCGCUGCCUGUAUCCAGGCAAUGUAGUGCGAGGUGCCUCCAGUGAUGAGGAAGAGGACCUGGACUCUGUGGUGGUGGAGUUUGACGAUGGAGACACUGGCCACAUCGCUGUUUCCAAUAUCAGGCUGUUGCCUCCGGACUUCAAGAUCCAGUGCACGGAGCCCUCGCCAGCCCUGCUGGUGUCCAGCAGCUGCCGGAGGACCAAGAAAUCUUCCUGUGAGGCGCCCCCACCCAGUGAGGCCACCGCUCCCAGCCUGUCUCCUAAGGCUCAUGACGGGUCCGAAGCCUCAAAGACCUCCGGGAAGAAAUCCACAGGCAAAGACAAAGCUGGCAAAGCAGAGCUCCUGACCUCUGGUGCCAAGCCCCCCGCCGGUGCCUCAGACCACUUCUUGGGCCGCCGAGGCAGCCCCCUGCUGAGCUGGUCAGCGGUGGCGCAGACCAAGCGGAAGGCAGUGGCCGCAGCAGGCAGCAAGGGGCCAGGCAUGCUGCAGAACCUCUUCCAGCUCAACGGCAGCGCCAAGAAGCUGCGGGCCCGCGAGGCCCUGUUCCCCAUGCACAGCGUGGCGCCACCCGUGUUCGGCAACGGCUUCCGUGCUGACUCCUUCAGCAGCCUGGCCAGCUCCUACGCGCCCUUCGUCGGGGGGGCUGGGCCUGGCCUGCCCGGGGGUGCCCACAAACUGCUGCGGGCUAAGAAGGCCGAGGCUGAGAAGGGUGGGCGGCGGCGGGCGGGCAGCGAGUUCCUGGUCAAGCUGGACCACGAGGGCGUGACCUCCCCCAAGAGCAAGAACUGCAAGGCGCUACAUGCUGGCGACAAGGACUCGGGGCCCAGGCCGGGGAGGCCCCUGCCCAGCCCCAGCUACGGGCACCCGGCCCUCGUGGGCAAGGACAGGAAGGGGCGGGCACCCGUCCACCCGCUGUCCAUGGGGCUGGCGCUGCGCAAGUUCACAGGCCAGGCUGAGUACCCGCUGCCCUGCGACAGUGACUGCCACAGCUCCUACUCAGACGAGGAGGAGGACGGGCCUGGCCUGGCACCCGGCGUGCCCUCCCGCUUCCUCGCCCGCCUGUCCGUGUCCUCCUCGUCCUCGGGUUCGUCCACUUCCUCCUCCUCGGGCUCCCUGUCCACCUCCAGCCUCUGCUCCUCCGACGACGAGGGCUCUUCCUACACCUCGGAUGAGGAGGACCCCGCCCUGCUGCUGCAGACAUGCCUCACCCACCCAGUGCCCGCCCUCCUGGCCCAGCCCGAGGCCCUGCGCUCCAAGGGGGGCGGCCCUCACCCGCAUGCCCAGCGCUGCUUCCUGUCCAGGGCUGCCGUGGCCGGUGGGGGAGCGGGCGCGGGCCCCAGCGGCAACAGACCCCGGCUCAAGCGCAAGGAGGCCCUGAGCUUCUCCAAAGCCAAAGAGCUGUCCCGGAGGCAGCGGCUGCCCUCCGUGGAAAACCGGCCAAAGAUCUCAGCCUUCCUGCCCGCCCGGCAGCUCUGGAAGUGGUCGGGGAACCCCACGCAGAGGCGUGGCAUGAAGGGGAAGGCCAGGAAGCUGUUCUACAAGGCUAUCGUCCGGGGCAAGGAGACGCUUCGCAUCGGGGACUGCGCGGUCUUCCUGUCGGCCGGGCGGCCCAACCUGCCCUACAUCGGCCGCAUCGAGAGCAUGUGGGAGUCGUGGGGCAGCAACAUGGUGGUGAAGGUCAAGUGGUUCUACCAUCCGGAGGAGACCAAACUGGGGAAGCGGCAGAGCGACGGGAAGAACGCGCUGUACCAGUCCUGCCAUGAGGACGAGAACGACGUGCAGACCAUCUCCCACAAGUGCCAGGUCGUAGGGCGCGAGCAGUAUGAGCAGAUGACACGGAGCCGCAAGUACCAGGACCGACGGGACCUCUACUACCUGGCGGGCACCUACGACCCCACCACGGGGCGCCUGGUGACAGCUGACGGCGUGCCCAUUCUGUGCUGACUCUGCGCGGAUGGCCACAGGUGGCCCACCCACCCAGCGGUGCCCGGCGUGCAAGCCACAGGCACAAGAGGACGCAGCCCCACGCCUCUGAGUAGGAGGCUGGCCCACACCUCGGAGGGGCGAGUCUGAGCAAAUAUGCAAACCCACCAAGGCAAGAUCCAGGCUUUUUUUUUAUUAUUAUUAUUUUCCCUGGAAAGCAAGAGAGUUUUUAGGCGUCGGAACACAGUCCCAUCCGUCUGCUGCGGAGGGUCAGCUGUGCCCCCAACUGGGACCCGCCGGCCCUCUCUGUUUUCCCGCAUUGGCAGUUCACGAGAGAUUAGAAUCCAAGCCAUAUUUUCCCUAGUACCUCCGACUGUCUCCCACCAGGGAAAGCAGAAAUCAGGUGUGUUGUCUAUUUAUUUCUCUAUGUAAAUAUUGUAUUCCUUGCGGGGAAGUUUUAUGGAAAAAAAGUGGAAAAGGAUUUUUUUUUUCCCCACACGCGUGACAAGGGUGUGUGUGGGUGAGUGUGUGUGUGUGUGUCUGUGUAUGUGUGUGUGUAGAGAUUUUGUUCUGGGGGGUUUUCUUUGAAAAUGCACUGUUUUCCUCAGCCUAGCUGAGUUCCAACUGGGGCGUCUGUGACGACAGAGGCAGCUGGGGCGUGGUCUGAGGGGCCAGAGGCCACAGGAGGGAUCAGACAGAACCCUAGAUUAUACCUGCUGACCUCUUGGGGGAACUGUCUAAGAUGGAAGUCACACUCGAGUUUAUUUCCUUUUAAUUCAUCUCCUGGGAAAAAGGUAUUGGGGGAGGUUGAUGAUGAGGGUCCCUCGGCGGGUAGAAGGGAAGCCAGGAGCAGGCUCCCCAGCCCAAAAGUGUGACUGCAGCCAUAUGUAUCUUACCUCUGUUUAAAACAAAGCAAAAAUGAACAAAUGUUUUAAACUAUCAAUAUGAAAGGGUGAUGUUUUGAUUUUAUUUCCUGAAUAUUCCAAGUUAUUUCUGAUUUCCGUUUCAAUGACCAGCUUGCCCAGCCUCCACUCUGAGCAGGAAAGGAACUGGCCCUCCCCAGCUCACGUGGAGGUUUGCGGGCCUUUUCUGCAGCCACUUGGCAGGGCCGAUGGCCUGGCAGGCUAGUGCUUGGGGCCCAGAGCAGGGUUCCUCCUGCCCACACCCCAGCCUCGGGUACAGGGAGCGCUGCUCUGCCCAGCGCCGUAACUACUGUUCUGCUGCAUGGGUGUCCCAGACCCUCAGCACCACCCUAGUAACCCCGGAGAACACGUCACCCUUUCACUUCUCCUGAGGCCAAGAGGGACAGGCAGGGCAAGCCAGGCCCAUGACCCAACAGCCCUUCCCUCCCCCACAAGAAACGCACUGAGUGCUCCAUGCUCCCAUGUCACACUGGGGGUGCCCUGGCCUCACUGAGAGCCCCAGGAAGGCCCCCCAAGCUAGCCACUGCUCCUUCGCACGGGCUCUUGUGUGACCCACAGACCCACACCAGGUACCUGGGAAACAAGUCGGCGGGUGCCUGGGCCCCCUUUUUUUUCCAACCAGGAAAUCACCCCGCCCACACGGAGGGCCCCUCCCCCGCCCUGGCGGCUCCAAGGAAAGUACAGGGACAGGGAGGGGUUCCCCUGCACCCCAGCUAUCCUCUCCCACCCCAACUCUCCCCUUUGUCUCGGCUCGAGUGCAAUAUUUCAUUCCUGGUGGUCGUCCUGGAGACGGCGGCCAAGGUCCUGCUGGCGGCUGGGGAAGUGGAAAGAUGCCUUGGAGAGGACACGGCCAGUUGCCAAGGCGCAUGUGGGGAAGGUCCAGCCGCGGAAACUAGAACCUGAGGCUACUUCCAACCCCAGUCUGCAAGGCAGGAAGGAACAAAACAGGCAGCCUUUUCUUGGCCCUCCCGCCCUCCCGUCGGUUCUUCUCCCUCAUCUGUGGACUUCUGUCCUUUGCUUUCUCUUCCCAUCCCCUCUGUCCGUGUGCGCGCGGACGGCGCAGCCCCGCCCCGUGGUUAAACCUGGCAAAAGCACGACUCAUGUAAAUGUGUAAACUAAGAGGAUGGUUGAUUUUUUUUUUCAAUGUAAACACUAAAAACAAACAAACGAAAAAAAAAAUGCAAAGGUUUUAUGAACAGCAAACUCUAUGUAAAGGCAUUUUAGUAUUAAAUUUUUUAUUGAUAACUUGCUUAAGAAUAAAUAUAUAAACUAUUGUACAGGU
Messenger RNA from Bubalus bubalis (water buffalo), 10156 nucleotides. RefSeq names its product BAH domain and coiled-coil containing 1 (gene BAHCC1). The record is from RefSeq and is a predicted model, not a curated record. Gene Ontology annotation, molecular function: chromatin binding. Bases 47 to 7972 code for a protein of 2641 amino acids. The transcript has 27 exons. NCBI's taxonomy places the organism in Eukaryota, Metazoa, Chordata, Mammalia, Artiodactyla, Bovidae.